AUGCCCCGGUUUUUGUUACCAAAGAGCUCGGGCGCCCAUAGACUAGCAUGUCUUUCGCUCUACCAUGCCCUCCUGUCCCAAUCCGCCCGCCUGCGUUUAAUUAACCUCCAACCUGCGGAAAUCCAAGGUUUAAUAAAAUCAAAUUUUCACAAGUAUAAAGGCUUGCAAAGUCCCAGCCAGAUUGUCAAUGCUUUGAAGGCAGGCUACGAGGCAUUAGACUUGCUCCAUUCAUGCGCCCAAGCAAACCCAGAAAGUAUUGGCCGCCUUGAGUCAAUCGUUCAGCGCGCGCUGGAUCUCAAAGUCAAUAUCCACAAAUCCCGCGAAAUUCAACGUGCCCAACACCGUCCUGAAAACCGCAACACGCGCGCAUUAAGGAAAAGAGCAGAAGGCAGAGCAAGGAGACGCCCAGAAGCUCUCCGUCCACACCCGGAUACCCAACCGAUUUUAUCGCGACCAAGGCUACAAAUCAAUGGGCCCCGCCAUGUUCCUGUUCUUGCUACUGCGCGUGGGUUUCCAUUCCUUCGGAUCAAAAAGCCAGAGCCUCCAAGCUUGAGUCGCGCAUUGAGGAGCAAAUUAGACUCGCGGUGGAAGAAGAUCCUUCAACGGGAUAAGUUGGAGGAUGAUGUUUAUCUAGCGCAGCAGGAGGAUGAGUGGGAUUGUAUUGUGGAGCAGCACGAUGGGACUCCAUGGGCGUUAACCGUUACUGAGUCACUUGAUUAUACCAUAAAAACGAUUCAGUAUGAGGACGAGAAGACUAAAGAGCUUGCGGAAAAGAUGUGGGAGGUCGUGCUGAAGGAGCGGGAACUUGCAGAAAAGGAAAGGGAGGAAAUGAGGAUGCACCGGUUAGCACAGUCAGAAUCUGACAUUGGGGCUGCUGAGGUUGGUGGAUCCAAGGAUGAAGCAAAGGAUAUCACUGCUGAAGGAAGUGAAGAAGAUAGUGCGACUGAGCAAAAAGACAAGCACCCCUAA
Molecule: messenger RNA, 969 nt
Organism: Blastomyces dermatitidis ER-3
Lineage: Eukaryota; Fungi; Ascomycota; Eurotiomycetes; Onygenales; Ajellomycetaceae
Product: DNA repair protein
Exons: 3
Coding region: 1-969 (322 amino acids)
Source: RefSeq, a predicted model, not a curated record